UACAGAAACAAGACAAGCGGGUCAUAUGUUUAACGUUGAAUAUGAAAAUGUCCUUGGCUUAUUCGAUUGUUCUCUCCCUUGUUCUGAUCACCUUCUUCACGUGUGCAUGGAAAGUACUGUGUUUGUUUUGGUUGAACCCUAAGAAGCUAGAAAGAUGUCUGAGACGGCAAGGUCUCAAUGGAACCUCUUACGGGCUUUUGUUUCAAGACCUGAGAGACAACAUAAGAAUGAGCAAGGAAGCUCAAUCUCAACCCAUUACUCCUUUCUCCAACGACAUCGCGCCUCGCCUGCUGCCUUUCCUUCAUCACUCCAUCAAGAAAUACGGGAAGCUUAGCUUCACAUGGUUUGGGCCAACGCCUGUAUUGAACAUCAUGGACUCAGACAUGUUGAAGGAAAUAUUUUCACGGAUCAAUGAGUUCGAAAAGCCACACACCAAAGCCAUUGGAGAUCUCUUAGUAUCGGGGCUCAUCAUGGUUGAGGGUGAGAAAUGGGUCAAACAUAGAACGAUCAUCAACCCGGCUUUUCACUAUGAGAAGUUGAAGUUUGUAGUGAGCGCAACAUGUUCAAGUUGCGAGGAGAUGUUUAGGGAAUGGAACAAGCAAAGUUUGGCUGGUGACGUGGAUGUUUGGCCUGAGCUUCAGCAUUUGACGGGUGAUGUACUCUGUAAAGCUGCUUUUGCUGUCACCUACAACCAAGUCAAGAGCAUCGUCCCCCUUCAAAAAGAACAAAUGGGCCUCACUAACAAGAUUCUUCAGUUCACAUUUAUUCCCGGGUGGAGCCUCUUGCCAACCAAAAUGCAGAGGAGGAUGAAACAAAUCGACCACGAAGUAAAAGGAUUGCUGGAAGACAUAGUGACCAAAAGAGAGAAGGCAAUGAAGGAAGGAGGAGUAGAUGAUGAUGAUCUCUUGGGACUGUUGCUAAAAUCAAACGUGAAAGAAAUUCAAGAGUUUGGGCAUCAAAAAGGUAUGAGCAUAGAGGAUGUGAUUCAAGAGUGCAAAGCAUUCAACUUUGCGGGUCAAGAGACGACUUCUGUUUUGCUUACUUGGACUUUGAUCUUGUUGAGCAAGUAUCAAAAUUGGCAAGACAAAGCAAGAGAGGAAGUCCUGCGAGUUUUCGGCAACAACAAACCCGAUUUUGAUGGGUUGAGCCGACUAAAAAUUGUAAGCAUGAUACUGAAUGAGGUACUCAGGUUAUAUCCGCCUGCAUUUAUGACGAUGAGAACAGUUCACAAGACAACCAAGUUGGGAGAUAUACAAGUACCUCCGGGAGUUGUGCUUCUUGUGCCCGUGAUCUUGAUCCACCAUGAUCCAGAGAUCUGGGGUGAGGAUGCCAAAGAGUUCAAUCCGGAGAGAUUCUCCGAGGGAGUCUCAAAAGCAACCCAGAACAAGCUCUGCUUUCUCCCUUUCAGUUGGGGUCCAAGAACUUGCAUUGGCCAAAACUUUUCUUUGGUUGAAGCCAAAGUUGCUCUCACCUUAAUUUUGCAGAAUUUCUCAGUCCGGCUAUCUCCUUCUUACAAGCACGCCCCUACUCCUAUGCUCACUACUCAUCCCCAAUAUGGAGUCCCCUUGAUCUUGACUAAAAUCGGAUCGAAUUCCUCGGUUUAUAUUUAAGCAGAUUUUGUGCUCUUGUUUUCUUCGUGCUGUGCAUAGAACGGAUUGUUCUGUUUGUUUAG
Molecule: messenger RNA, 1672 nt
Organism: Syzygium oleosum
Lineage: Eukaryota; Viridiplantae; Streptophyta; Magnoliopsida; Myrtales; Myrtaceae
Product: cytochrome P450 72A397-like
Exons: 5
Coding region: 42-1610 (522 amino acids)
Molecular function (GO): iron ion binding; monooxygenase activity; oxidoreductase activity, acting on paired donors, with incorporation or reduction of molecular oxygen
Source: RefSeq, a predicted model, not a curated record